AUGGCAAACGGGGUAAUGAGCGGAGGCACUGUUUCACUGCAAACCGCCUACAGCAUGCACAAAAGCAAUCCACACCACGACAGCAGUCAUAGCAUACUGCUAGCCUCACCUGGUCCAUGUCGCCAUUGUCUACGACAUCAUCGUCUGCCGCAUAAUCAUUGUCGGGCACGUCAUCCUGAUCAACGCCGGCGUCUUCUACGGCAUCGUCUUGGGCUGGGUGGUCAUUAUCCUCCACGUCAUCCUGAUUAGCAUCUGCAACAUCUACGGAGUCAUCACGAGGCGGAUCGGAAUCGACCACGUCAUCCUGAUCGGUGA
Messenger RNA from Haemonchus placei, 315 nucleotides. The record is from the annotation of a GenBank genome assembly. Lineage: Eukaryota; Metazoa; Nematoda; Chromadorea; Rhabditida; Trichostrongylidae.